CUAGGCACAUUCAAGUCUGACGAUGGGGACUAUUUCGUAGAGCCGCUGCUAUCACUUGAAGAACAGGAGUAUGAGGAAGAGCACAAUAAGCCACAUCUUGUCUACCGACACCGGACACCUCCAACCAACUCUUCAGGGGACAGGCAGACUUGCGAUACUCCAGAUCAUGAACACAGUCACAAAAAGAACAAGCGGAAACACUGGAGAAGACAGUGGGCAGAAAGCAGCAUAUUAUCUGACGUGGAGAUGUUGAAACACAGCCUGGAAGCGAAUUCUUUUCCUGGGGAUAGCAACAAGACUGCGGCCAUGAGUGAAAAGAAGAGCCACAAGCGAACGAAGCGGUUCCUCUCCUACCCUCGGUUUGUGGAGGUGAUGGUGGUGGCUGACAGCAGGAUGGUUGCCUACCAUGGAGCUAACCUACAGCACUAUGUCUUAACGCUGAUGUCAAUAGUGGCUUCCAUCUACAAAGACCCAAGCAUUGGAAAUUUAAUUAAUAUUGUCAUUGUGAAAUUGGUCGUGAUACAUAAUGAGCAGGAUGGUCCUGCAAUAUCUUACAAUGCCCAGACAACAUUAAAAAACUUCUGCCAAUGGCAGCAAUCCCAGAACCACCCUGAAGGAAGUCACCUUCAGCAUGAUACAGCUGUUCUUGUUACCAGACAGGAUAUUUGUAGAGCGCACGACAAAUGUGAUACUCUGGGUCUGGCAGAGCUGGGCACAGUCUGUGACCCAUACAGGAGCUGUUCAAUUAGUGAAGAUAAUGGACUGAGCACAGCUUUCACAAUAGCACAUGAACUUGGCCAUGUAUUUAACAUGCCACAUGAUGACAAUCAUAAGUGCAAGGAAGAUGGAGGUAAAAAUCAACAGCAUGUCAUGGCACCAACACUGAACUUCUACACCAAUCCCUGGAUGUGGUCAAAAUGCAGUAGGAAAUACAUCACUGAAUUUCUGGACACUGGUUAUGGGGAGUGUUUGCUUGAUGAACCUUCAUCAAGAACUUACACAUUGCCUCAGCAGCUCCCAGGGCUGAUUUAUGACGUCAACAAACAAUGUGAGUUAAUUUUUGGACCUGGAUCUCAAGUGUGCCCCUAUAUGAUGCAGUGUCGGCGACUGUGGUGUAUCAACAUUGAUGGUGCUCACAAGGGAUGUCGAACCCAACACACACCUUGGGCUGAUGGGACAGAAUGUGAGCCUGGGAAGCAUUGCCGGUUUGGGAUGUGUGUGCCCAAGGAGCGAGAGGCACUGGUGAUAGAUGGAGCAUGGGGGACCUGGAGCCCUUUUGGGACCUGCUCAAGAACCUGUGGGGGUGGCAUAAAGACGGCGAUACGAGAAUGCAACAGGCCUGAGCCUAAAAACGGAGGGAAGUACUGUGUGGGUCGUCGCAUGAAGUUUAAAUCCUGCAACACCGAACCGUGCUCGAAGCUGAAGAAGGAUUUCCGGGAUGAGCAGUGUGCCGACUUCGACGGAAAGCACUUUAACAUCAACGGGCUGCCCACGAAUGUGCGCUGGGUUCCCAAAUACAGCGGCAUCCUGAUGAAGGAUCGGUGCAAGUUGUUUUGCCGCGUGGCAGGAAACACGGCGUAUUACCAGCUGCGGGAUCGCGUCAUCGACGGGACGCCCUGCAGCCCCGACACCAACGACAUCUGUGUGCAGGGCCUGUGCCGGCAAGCUGGAUGCGAUCAUGUGCUGAAUUCAAAAGCAAGAAGAGAUAAAUGUGGUGUUUGUGGUGGAGAUAAUUCUUCAUGCAAAACUGUUGCAGGCACAUUUAACACGGUGCAUUAUGGCUAUAACGUUGUGGUUCGCAUCCCAGCUGGUGCAACCAAUAUUGAUGUGCGUCAGCACAGUUACUCAGGGAAACCAGAGGAUGACAACUACCUGGCCUUAUCUAACAGUCAAGGAGACUUUAUAUUAAAUGGAGACUUUGUCGUCAGUAUGUUUAAAAGGGAAAUCAAAGUUGGGAAUGCUGUGAUCGAAUACAGUGGAUCGGAUAAUACAAUUGAAAGGAUUAAUUCCACAGAUCGGAUUGAGCAAGAAAUAACCCUUCAGGUUUUAUCAGUGGGAAAUUUGUACAAUCCUGACGUUCGUUACACAUUUAAUAUCCCCAUUGAGGACAAACCUCAGCAGUUUUACUGGAAUGUGUAUGGCCCAUGGCAGCCCUGCAGUAAGCUCUGCCAAGGAGAACGAAAAAGGAAACCUGUGUGUACGAGAGAGUCGGAUCAGCUCACGGUGUCGGACCAGCGAUGCGAUCGAAUUCCCCAGCCUGACCCCAUCACUGAGCCUUGUAGCACAGAAUGUGAAUUAAGGUGGCACAUCGCGAGGAAGAGCGAGUGCACGGCGCAGUGUGGGCUGGGGUACCGCACCUUGGAGAUCUACUGCUCCAAGUACAGCAGACUGGAGGGCAAGAUAGAGAAGGUCGACGACCGUUUCUGCAGCAGCCAGCCCAAGCCCAGCACGAGGGAGAAGUGCACUGGAGACUGUAACGUGGGAGGGUGGCGAUACUCAGCCUGGACCGAGUGCUCCAAGAGCUGCGGUGGGGGCAUGCGGCGGCGCCGAGCCAUGUGUGUGAACACCUACAAUGAUGUCCUGGAUGACAGCAAGUGCAGUCAGCAGGAGAAGCUGACAGUGCAGCGAUGCAGUGACUUCUCAUGCCCCCAGUGGAAAACUGGUGACUGGUCUGAGUGCUUGGUCACCUGUGGAAAAGGGCACAAACACCGUCAGACCUGGUGCCAGUUUGGAGAAGAUCGAUUAAACGACAGGUUUUGUGAUCCCGAGACAAAGCCAGAGUCGGUGCAGACGUGCCAGCAGCAGGAGUGUGCUUCGUGGCAAGUGGGGCCAUGGGGCCAGUGCACUGUGACUUGUGGCCAAGGCUACCAGAUGAGAGCGGUGAAGUGUGUCGUGGGCACCUACGUGUCAGUGGUGGAUGACAACGAGUGUAAUGCUGCAACCAGGCCAACAGAUACCCAGGACUGUGAAAUAGCUGUAUGUCCUCCCCAUCCAAAUAGUCCUGAAGCCAAGAGAUCCAUAUCGGGCGUUCACAGGACGCAGUGGAGGUUUGGAUCCUGGACACCAUGCUCCGCGACGUGCGGGAAGGGUACCCGGAUGAGAUACGUCAGCUGUCGGGAUGACCAGGGCUCGGUGGCCGACGAGUCAGCUUGUUUCCACCUCCCAAAGCCAUCAGCCACAGAAAUGUGCACCGUGACGCCGUGCGGGCAGUGGAAAGCCUUGGAGUGGAGCUCUUGCUCAGUGACUUGUGGUCAAGGUAAGGCAACGCGACAAGUGAUCUGCAUCAAUUACAGUGACCAGCUGGUGGACAGGAGCGAGUGUGACCCAGACGACCUGCCUGCCACCGAGCAAGACUGCUCCAUGUCUCCUUGUCAUCCAAACAGCCACGACUACGGCAGGCCCAUCCACCCUUUCCUCUAUCCGGAUCAUCGCCUGAAACUGCACCCUGGGGGCAGCCCAAACCGAAACCGUGCGCAUAUACCGGGAGGCAAUCAGUGGAGGAUUGGCCCCUGGGGUGCUUGCUCUAGCACAUGUGCAGGGGGGUUCCAGCGGCGGGUCGUGGUGUGCCAGGAUGAAAAUGGAUACACUGCAAAUAACUGCGAUGAGAAAAGCAAACCCAUGGAGCAGAGAUCAUGUGAAUCUGGCCCUUGUCCUCAGUGGGCUUAUGGCAACUGGGGAGAGUGCACGAAGCCAUGUGGGGCAGGGACAAGAACACGGCUGGUGGUGUGCCAGCGUCCCAAUGGAGAAAGGUUUACGGAUCUGAGCUGUGAAAUCCUUGACAAACCCCCGGACAGAGAGCAGUGCAAUGUGCAGGACUGUCCUAGAGAUGCUGCCUGGAGCGCUGGUCCUUGGAGCUCGUGUUCUGUCUCCUGUGGAAGGGGCCAAAAGCACCGCAGUGUGUACUGCUUGUCAAAGGAAGGGAGGCAUGUAGAAGAAGAGUUUUGCAAACACCUUGCUAAGCCCAACAUGCAAAAGAAAUGCAGAGGGGGCAGAUGUCCGAAGUGGAAAGCAGGAGAUUGGGGACAGUGCUCUGUGUCCUGCGGCCGAGGUGUCCAGCGCCGCACCGUGCACUGCCACAGCGGCACCGCGAAGGCAGCCAAGGAGGACGAGUGUGACCCAGCCAGCCGUCCCCCUCUGCAGAGGGACUGUCACCUCCCUGCCUGCCCCACGCAUCGCUGGGCAGCUGGGGAAUGGCAGGAGUGCACGAAGACGUGCGGGGAGGCGUCACGGUACCGCAAGGUGGUCUGUGUGGAUGAGAAUGAGCAGCUCCAGAACAGUGGGUACUGCGACGCCAGCAAACGCCCUCCCGAGAUCGAGAGCUGUGUCCUGCCGCCCUGCGAGUACAUCUGGAUCACGGGAGAGUGGUCAGAGUGCUCAGUCACCUGCGGGAAGGGAUACAGGCAGCGCCUCGUGUCCUGCAGCGAGAUUUACACCGGGAAGGACCACUAUGAGUACGGGUACCAGAACAUGGUUAACUGUCCUGGCACACAGCCACCCAACAUCCAGCCCUGCUACCUCGGGGAGUGCCCAGUCUCAGCGUCCUGGCGCGUCGGCAACUGGGGAAGCUGCUCUGUCACCUGUGGAGUUGGGGUCAUGCACCGGUCGGUGCAGUGUUUGACGAACGAUGACCAGGUCAGCAGCUUGUGCCAUGCAGAUCUGAAACCUGAAGAGAGGAGAACAUGCCACAAUGUCCAUGACUGUGAAUUACCAAGGAGUUGCAAAGAUGUUAAAAAUCUCAAAGGUGUCACUGAAGAUGGUGAAUAUUUCCUGCAAGUCAAAGGAAAGACGUUAAAGGUGUAUUGCUCUGGAAUGGAGACUGACAGCCCAAAGGAGUUUGUGACCCUUGUAAAUGGGGAUGCAGAGAAUUUUUCAGAGGUGUAUGGAUACAGAUUGCAUAACCCGACUGAGUGCCCAUAUAACGGGAGCAGAAGAGAAGACUGCCCAUGUAGGAAAGACUACACAGCAGCUGGGUUUUCCACCUUCAGCAAAGUAAGGCUGGACCUGAACACUAUGCAAAUAAUAACGACUGAUUUACAGUUUGCACGGACACAUGAUGGACGACCUGUUCCUUAUGCCACUGCUGGGGACUGCUACAGUGCUGCCAAGUGCCCACAGGGUCGCUUCAGCAUAGACCUGUACGGGACAGGCCUGUCCCUAGUGGGAACAGCCAAGUGGCUCUCACAAGGGAAUUACGCUGUGUCGGAAAUUCAAAAAUCCCCAGAUGGUACCAAAGUAGUAGGAAAAUGUGGCGGUUACUGUGGGAAGUGUACUCCAUCCUCUGGAACAGGCCUCGAUGUUCAGGUGUUAUAG
Messenger RNA from Acanthisitta chloris (rifleman), 5310 nucleotides. It is a transcript of the gene ADAMTS9, whose product is annotated as ADAM metallopeptidase with thrombospondin type 1 motif, 9. The annotation marks the transcript as partial. Gene Ontology annotation, cellular component: extracellular matrix. The transcript is spliced from 37 exons. Lineage: Eukaryota; Metazoa; Chordata; Aves; Passeriformes; Acanthisittidae. Gene Ontology annotation, molecular function: metalloendopeptidase activity; zinc ion binding. The record is from RefSeq and is a predicted model, not a curated record. Gene Ontology annotation, biological process: proteolysis; extracellular matrix organization.